GGUCACGAUUUUUGAACGAUCAAAAAAUCACAGAUUUUAACUUUAUUUAUAAGUCAGUUCUUUGUUACAAACUAAAACUGUAUAAAAUGAGUGAAACGAGUCCAGUUUAUUCUCCUUUUUUUGGUGUAAUGGGCUCUGCUGCAGCUAUAAUUUUUAGUUGUCUUGGCGCUGCUUAUGGUACCGCUAAAUCUGGAACUGGAAUUGCCGCCAUGGCUAUCAUGAAACCUGAACUAAUUAUGAAAGCAAUAAUUCCGGUGGUUAUGGCGGGUAUUAUUGCAAUUUACGGGCUAGUUGUGGCGAUUUUGAUAGCCGGAAAAUUAGAACCAUCUCCGAAAUACACGCUUUACGACGGGUUCAUUCAUUUGGGUGCAGGUCUUGCGGUUGGAUUUUCCGGAUUGGCUGCUGGUUUUGCGAUUGGUAUUGUUGGUGACUGCGGCGUUCGUGGUGUCGCUCAACAGCCCCGUCUAUUUGUUGGUAUGAUAUUGAUCCUUAUCUUUGCUGAAGUUUUGGGUCUAUACGGUUUGAUUGUGGCUGUCUACCUUUACGCUAAGUGAAUGACGAGAACUAACUGUUAUCCAAAUUUUGUCGAAUAAAGACAUAAUGGUCGGUGUUAUGUGUGCGAA
This is a messenger RNA of Bradysia coprophila, 623 nucleotides long. RefSeq names its product V-type proton ATPase 16 kDa proteolipid subunit c-like. NCBI's taxonomy places the organism in Eukaryota, Metazoa, Arthropoda, Insecta, Diptera, Sciaridae. The record is from RefSeq and is a predicted model, not a curated record. Gene Ontology annotation, molecular function: proton-transporting ATPase activity, rotational mechanism. Gene Ontology annotation, biological process: proton transmembrane transport. Gene Ontology annotation, cellular component: proton-transporting V-type ATPase, V0 domain.